Molecule: messenger RNA, 2343 nt
Organism: Aspergillus calidoustus
Lineage: Eukaryota; Fungi; Ascomycota; Eurotiomycetes; Eurotiales; Aspergillaceae
Source: the annotation of a GenBank genome assembly
UGAAAUCAUCCGCUAGCGAGGCUGUGCUGUCACAGGGUGAGGGCAGGCUAUUCAACAUGCAAGGUCUCAGUUUCUGAGAGACCACCCACAGGCAACCCCAUACUUAGUAACCCUGUGGUAUAUUCAUAUCCACCCUACUCUGAGGCAUAGUCAACUGAAUCUAUAAGCACCAAAGCAAAUUACAUACUAUUUUUCCCAAUGAAUGAUCCAGUUCACAGCCAGCGAAGACCCUACGGCGUAGCAUGCACGACCUGUCGCCGCGCCAAGAUCAGAUGUGUGACUACUGGCUCUGUUCCAAACCGCUGCGAUCGCUGUGCGAGGUUGCAGAAAGACUGCAUCUUUGAGUCACAUCGACGAGGACUGUGGCGCCGGGAGAGGAAUGCAUCCAGAUCAGAUAAGCUGGUUCAGCCCGUGCCGCUACUCGCAGUAGCACCCAGUGGUCAAGAGAGAGACGGCGGUCUUCAUCAGGCUUCGGCUUCCACUACACCCUCGGGCGGCCACGGGGCAUCAGGCUCCCUAUGCUUACUUGAUGAAGAGCAUACCGCGUUGGGAUCGCAAGGGGACUAUACACCAUUCAAUGAAUCUUUCUCUCCCCAGUCGUCUAUAAUGCACACGCAAGAUACUCGAGGGCUAUGUUUGCAUACUGCUCUGGACCCUAACCGGAUCAUACUUGGCGACGGCGAUGGCGAGAGCUGUGAUGCUUCCCCGGUUGUCCAAGAGAACACGCAGGGUACGGAAACGGGCGAUCCUAUUGACCUGAAUUUGAUCAGUCGCCCUUCUGCACAAUUCUUAUAUGAAGGAUUCUACAAGCACUUUAAUUGCUUGGUGGGGUUGCUGGAUCCAGCUCUUUAUACAUUCUCAUACACUCGGCAAAGAUCAAGCUUAUUAUUCACCUCGAUACUGACUAUUUCGUCCCGGAUCUUCCGGCCAGAAUCAUACCCUAUCCUGCGAGAACACUCUGAAAGCUUACUUGGAAAGGCUUUGCUGGCUUGCGACUCCGCUAUUGAAAACAUAUGGUCGAUUAUAUGCAUGUAUCACUGGAAGGAUGUUGGAGAUACGAGAGGCUAUACCCUGGUGGGGUUCGCGCUUCGCAUGGCGGUUUCUGCGGAAUGGAACAUGCCGAGGCGGCGCUGCGCCUGUGAUGGGAGUGAGGCAUCCAAAUCACAUGAAGCCGAACUUGAGGUGCGGCAGAAGAGGGAUAGGGAUCGGGUCUGGCUUGCUCUAGGGAACAUAGACCGGACGUCAAGCUACUUUACAGAUCGACCGCUAUUUCUUGCACCGAUUGAUGGGGGGUCGGCGUCUAGGUCCUGGCUGACUCUAGACAAAUGGACGUACCCUCUAGGUGAUGGCAAAGCCGUGGGAGGGUCUGAGCUGACCAGGAUUGCUCAGCCUGCAUAUGAUAUUAUGAUGAAGAGCCGUAAGCAAGGGUCGGGGUCCGAACUUGCAGACAACGUUGCCUUCAAAUCAGCAAUCAAGGAGUUGAACAAGGGUCUGACGGAGUGGGGAGAGUACUGGCCGACCGUUUUUACCAAGUGCUCUGAGCCCUGGCAAGUCCCCUUGAUAUAUUUCUUCCAAGACUACAUGCGUCUAUCUUUCAACUCGGUGCUUUUGCACCGGAUUCUGGCUGCCAAUGAUAAUAAUACUUUGCACGAGGACGCAGUAGAGACCAUCCGUGUCUGCUAUUCAAGUGCCCUGAGUGUGCUUCGACAGAGCAUCUCACUAGGCAAAUUAGAUGUACUUUAUUAUUUGUGGGACACUGCACAUCUAAUGACAGCCUACGCUGCAAUGUUGCUGCUCAAGCUCAUGAAGCAAGCUGGGCGGGUGCCCGGUGUCUCUCUUGAGGAAGGAUUGAAAGUCCUCAAUGAGGCAAGUGCCAUACACGCCACUGCGGCCGACUCGCUUGGCAGUUGUUACCAAAGGCUCCAUCCUGCGAGAUCCCUGCCAUCAUGCCCCCUUCAUGCACAGGCCCGCCUUCUCUCUGCCAUUGUUUUCCGAAUUCAAUCAGAGUUCAGGCUACAGGGUCCGUACAUUAGCGUGAAAAACGAUGACUACAUGUCGAGGGCCUCAAGCACCCAGUCUCAGCCUCGACCCGCCGAUUCCGAACCGCCCCCGGUGCAUUACAGGGACAGUGUAUUCCCCUUGAAUGAGAUGGCUUUGGCUGGGCAGUUGGGAUUAUAUUCCAGCCUCAGCCUCAACAACACCGACGCUCAGACGCAGCCAUCAGUCUCACAGAUCACUGAAGACAUGUUUUUCUCCCUUGAGAGCGGGCUCAUGGACUCGAGUUUUACGGAUAAUGGGCUACUGGCUUGGGAUGAACCGGGUAUUUUCAUAGACUUCCGGUAG